AAGAUGCUGACAAAUUCAGGGUUGCAGGGCAGGAAACCAGGGGAGAGGGCAUGGAAUGGAGUAUCAUAAUGGAGCCUGUUGCAUAGGAGCAGUCUACCAUGCAAUAUUUUGCUGCUGUCCCACUUGGGAUUCCCCUCCCCCCAAGGUCCUUUAGUUCCAAGUUCUCCUGUGGCUUUUCUCUGUUUCUGCAGCAUGUACGACACGAGUCCCCACGGCUACUACCUGGUCCAGGCCAUGCGGCUCGGGGUGGAGGAAAUCAACAACUCCAGCCGCCUCCUGCCCAACGUCACGCUGGGGUACGAGAUCUACGACACCUGCUCGCCAUCGUCCAACAUGUACGCCACGCUGAGCCUCCUCUCCCAGGGUGGCGGAGAGGGCUGCUGCGAUGCCCGGCAGCUGGUGGUGGCUGCCAACUACACCCACUCCCUGCCCAAGGUUGUGGGCGUCAUCGGGCCAGACACCAGCGAGAAUGCUUUCACGACAGCCAGUCUGCUGGGUGUCUUCUGCAUGCCAGAGGUCAGCUACGAAGCCUCCAGUAAGAUGCUCAGCAACAAGCGGAUCUUCCCAUCCUUCCUGCGCACCAUUCCCAGCGACCAGCUGCAGGUGGACGCCAUGGUGCGCCUACUGAAGGCUUUCGGGUGGACCUGGGUCGCGCUGGUGGGCAGCGACAACAACUACGGGCUCCAGGGCCUGCAGAUGCUGCACGAAGCGGCCCCCCAGGAGGGCAUCUGCUUCGCCUACCAGGGCGUCAUCCCCGCCAGCAGUGCAGGGGUGGCCCGCAUGGUCCUGGAGGUGGUGGCCUCUGCCGCCAACGUGGUGGCCGUCUUCGCCAACAAGCGCAACGCCCUCCUGUUCCUCCAGGAGGCCACCUGGCAGAACGUGACCGGGAAGGUGUGGCUGGGCACGGAGGACUGGUCCUUGGCCACGGAAAUCUGGGAGAUCCCCGGCGUUCAGGGCAUCGGCACGGUCCUCGGGUUAACCGUCCAUCAGGCACACCUCUCGGGGAUGAAGGCAUUCGAAGCAGCUUUUGCCGCAUCAGAGGAAGCGGGUGCCCACCCAGAGCACGGAGGCGACGCUGCCUCGUGUCGGAAUUGCAAGGAAAGGUGCGGCCAGCGAUUCUCCCGGUUCCGCAAGCUGCCCGACAGGCAGGAGCCAUCGCCCUACGACACACAAGGGGCAUUUAAUGUGUACUCGGCGGUGUAUGUCAUGGCGCAUGCCCUCCACCGUCUGCUGGGCUGCCAAACUGGUGUGUGCCAAAAGGGCACCGUCUAUCCGUGGCAGCUCCUGAAGGAAGUGAAGAGGGUGAACUUCAGCCUGAACCACAGGCAGAUUUAUUUUGAUGCCAAUGGGGACCCCUUGGUUGGCUACAACCUGGUCUUGUGGACAUGGGCUGGGCAGGAGUGGAACUACACUGUGGUGGGCUCCUUUGACAGGAACCCGGACCGCCUGAGCAUCCACAAGGACAGGCUCCUGUGGCACACAGAGGAUAACCAGGUCCCUGUCUCCGUUUGCUCCAAGGAAUGCGGCAUGGGGGAGCAAAAGGUGCAGCAGGGCAUGCACCACUGCUGUUUCCACUGCGUGGGCUGCUCUCCAGGAACCUUCCUGAACAGAAGCGAUCCGUACACGUGCCAGAAGUGCCAGAAGGACCAGUGGUCGCCUGGCAGAAGCGAAGCCUGCUUCGACCGCACUGUCGUCUUCCUGCUGUGGGACGACCCCAUCUCCGCGGCCCUGUUGGCAGCCAACACCCUCCUGCUGCUGCUCGUGGCCGCAACCGCGGGCAUCUUCACGCGGAACCGCCACACGCCCGUCGUGAAGUCGGCCGGCGGUUGGAUGUGCUUCGCCAUGUUGGGCUCCCUGGCCUGCGCCUGCCUCAGCCUCUACUGCUUCUUCGGGGCCCCAGGGCACUUUGCCUGCCUUCUGAGGUUGUCUGUGUACAACACCUGCCUCACCGGGUGCCUCUCGUGCAUGGCCGCGCGCUCGGUGCAGAUCGCCAUCGUCUUCAAGAUGGCGGCCAGGGCUCCAGGCCUGUAUGGGGCCUGGCGGAGGUACCACGGCUCCGGCCUGCUCAUAGGAGCCAUCACUGGGCUGCAAGGCACAAUGGUCCUCACCUCCCUCAGCAUCAGCCCAUCGGCCCCCUACAAGAACUAUGAGGCCUUUGAGGAGAUGAUUCUCCUGGAGUGCGGCCAGGGCAACACGGUGAUCCCCGUUUUCUGGACGAUCUUCAACAGCCUGCUGGGUGUGGCUUGCUUCACCAUCAGCUACAUGGGGAAGGACCUUCCUAACAGUUACAACGAAGCCAAGUGCAUCACGUUCAGCAACCUCAUCUACUUCGUCUCCUUCAUCACGUACACUACCGCCGCAAGCAUCUACAAGGGCAAGUACCUGCCGGCUAUCCACAUCGCCACCCUCCUCUCCACCCUCGCCGGGAUCUUUGGGGGCUACUUCACCCCCAAGGCCUACGUCAUCCUCUUCCACUCCCAUCUCAACACCAACCAACACUUCCAGAUGUCCAUUCAGAGCUAUACAAAGAGGGUGAAUGCAGCAGGCUGAGCAGCGAGGUCAGGCGGCCAAGGCGAGAUGGGCUUUGCCGUCUCGGUUUCACAUUUUUCCGGUCUUAUGUUCCAUUCUGUACAAUUCCACAGCCAUUUUUUCUUCUUCUUUUUACCAAAGGAAUUCUAGUGGAAUUUGCCUUCAUAUGGUACAAUUGUGUGCAAUUAACUUGCGCAAUUUGAAAGCCGGCUGGUUGAAAUCCCGCAGAUUAAGCACAGGGAAGGCGGAGAGCUUAAAAGCUCCUCUUGCACCAGGUUUUUCUUGAAGCAGAGAGUUUUUUAAAGCCUUGCUUACCAGGCUCUGGGAUGCUCUCAGGAGAUUGGCCCCACAGGAACAUCCCAGAGUUCUCUGCUUUGCUUGGAAGGUAAAGACAGUUGCAUGAGGGUGGCUUGGGCAUACAAUGGAACCUUGGUUCUUGUACAGCUUAGUUGAUGAACAAAGUGUUCCGGUUUCCAAACGUUUUUGGAAGCUGAACGUCCAAUGCGGCUGUCUGCUAUUGUUUCCAGGACACCCGUGCCAAUCGGAAGCCGUGCCUUGGUUUAGAACCUUUCGGGAGUUGAACGGAUUAUGUUAGAGAACCAAAGUUCCACUGUACGUGUUUUUGCACAUGCAAACUAUCCCCAGAAUGUAACCCUGGCAUGACGACGCAAAAGACUACAAAUUCUAUGAUUCUGUUCUACAAUUCAUACCGUGUACACUUCUUUGUAUGCAAUUUUGCUAAGAUACAUAUUUUCCUGCAAAAUGAUUUCCCUAAUAUAAUGCAUUUUGCAAGUUAUUUUCAUUGAUAUACGCACUUAUAUGCAUUUUUGAACACACUGCUUGGCUGGAGAACUGCAUUGCAAGAUUUGGAGGAGUGGGAACAUCCGAGGCCAGCUGGGUUUCAGUUUCUGUAUCGUUUCAUAAAGUACAGAUCCGAUUAGUGUGAACUGAAUCAAGUUUCUCCCCCAUCCCUUGAUGGGAGUAAGGCCAGAGAAACCUAAUCCACACACAGAGAA
Messenger RNA from Zootoca vivipara (common lizard), 3545 nucleotides. It is a transcript of the gene TAS1R1, whose product is annotated as taste 1 receptor member 1. Gene Ontology annotation, biological process: sensory perception of umami taste; G protein-coupled receptor signaling pathway. Lineage: Eukaryota; Metazoa; Chordata; Lepidosauria; Squamata; Lacertidae. The record is from RefSeq and is a predicted model, not a curated record. Gene Ontology annotation, cellular component: plasma membrane. Gene Ontology annotation, molecular function: G protein-coupled receptor activity.